Molecule: messenger RNA, 1368 nt
Organism: Musa acuminata AAA Group (dessert banana)
Lineage: Eukaryota; Viridiplantae; Streptophyta; Magnoliopsida; Zingiberales; Musaceae
Product: probable CCR4-associated factor 1 homolog 11
Exons: 1
Coding region: 184-1041 (285 amino acids)
Cellular component (GO): P-body; CCR4-NOT complex; CCR4-NOT core complex
Molecular function (GO): nucleic acid binding; poly(A)-specific ribonuclease activity
Source: RefSeq, a predicted model, not a curated record
GCUUAACGCCCGCAUCUUUCCUUCUUGGAUUAGGAUUAUAGCUCGAUUCGGAUAGGAUUCCGAAUCGAACUGGGGUUCGGACACUCUGCCUGUUAUAUAAGGACGUGACCUUUGGACUUGUCACGCAUCACUCCUCUCCGACACUCUUCUUCGCUCCACACUGUUGUAUCGUCGCGUGGAAAGAUGUCUUCGCAACGAGGAGGAGGAGGGCGGCAACAUUUGGUGGUGCGCUCGGUUUGGGCGUGGAACUUGGAGUACGAGUUCUCCAUCAUUGCUUCCCUCGUGGAUCGCUUCUCUUACGUCGCCUUCGACACGGAGUUUCCCGGCUUCCUCUACAGAACUCGGAGGCCACACCGUCUUCUCCCGCCCAGACUGCGCUACGCCUUCCUCAAGGCCAACGUCGACAAGAUGGAGCUCGUCCAACUCGGCCUCACCCUCUUCGACGCCUUCGGCGACCUCCCCGACAUCGGCACCGGCGGCAGGGUCGGGUUCGUGUGGGAGUUCAACUUCCGGGAAUUCGAUGUCCGACGCGACCCCCACGCGCCGGACUCCGUCGACCUGCUCCGUUCCAGUGGCAUCGACUUCGACCGGCUCCCCCUCUACGGCAUUGACUCCGGCCAGUUCGCCGCCCACCUCUAUCGUUCCGGCCUCGUCGCUCAUUGCCGUUUCUGCCGCCCGCACUCCACUCGAUGGAUCGCCUUUCACAGCUGCUACGACUUCGCCUAUCUCAUCAAGGUGCUGGGGUUCGGCGGGCCUCUGCCCGACACCCUGGAAGAGUUCCUCGGCCUGGUGAACUUGCUCUUCGGAGAGACUGUGGAUCUCAAGCACAUGAUGCGCGGCUGCAAGGGUCUCUCCGGCGGGCUGGAGAAAGCGGCGAGUACCCUCGGGGUGCCACGCCAAGCUGGGAAGUCGCAUCAAGCUGGAUCAGAUAGCUUGGUGACCUGCCAAGUCUAUCUGAAGAUGAAGCAGAGGUUCUUCGACGACCAAGACGCCAAGGUGGCCUGCCAUCGCGGCAUCAUCUACGGCCUACAAGCCUGCUGAAUUCCUCCUUCGUUCUUGGAGUUCGUCAACGCAGCGCAGUGAAGGUGGUCGAUUCUCAAAGCAAGUCAACUCAAAUAUGAUCUUUCUCUUUUUCUUUGUGCACAAAUGUCGAAUGUUUCAACGUAAAUAAUAUACAAAUCAAGUCGUCUGUCAAAUUCGGAUGUGAAAAUUGAUUGCUGCUUGUGAUGUAUGGUAAGAAUCCGAAGAUUGUUGGAUGUGCACCACAUCGAUCUGUGCUCUGUUAUUUUCUGGCUCACAGUUCUUGGAUAAACUGAUAGCUUUCAAAUUGGGCAAACAACAUGAUAUGUUGAUGGCCGAAGAGAGGAA